AUGAAGGUCACACUUCAUGCCCUUGCGGCUGCUGCUGCACUUGCAACUCCGACCCUGGCUGCCCUGAAGCCUGGAUCGGCGACCAAGAUCUCGCCACCUCCUAGCCACGGUUUCAUCAUCGAGCUUGAACCCAAUGCAUCUAUCAACGGCCGCGCUGUAGGCGAAGUUGAUGCUCAUUCCGCUUUCCAUCGCCGAGCUCAGGAGGUUGUGGACUACACCGUCCGUCACGAGUUCAAGAACGCCGAGUACUUCUACGGACUUUCUAUCAACGCCAAGAACGACACGGAUAUCACGGCUUUGCUCGCUCUCCCGCAAGUCAAGCAAGUCUGGCCCAAUCGUUACUACGAACGCCCUGCUCCUGUGGUUUCAGGCCGAGUGCCCCCGAAAGAUCCAAACGCCUCUGUUCCAGUUGGCGUCCAGCCGAUUCACCUGCGAGAUGUCGCCAAGGUCACCACCGUCAACGGAACCAGCGAUGUUCUGUCCAGCUUGAAGAUGACCGGAGCCGACAAAGUCCAUGCUCAGGGACUGACUGGCAAGGGCAUCAAGGUUGGUUUCUUGGAUACGGGUGUUGACUGGCGUCACCCGGCUCUCGGGGGUGGUUUCGGCGAGGGCUUCAAGGUUGCAGGAGGCUACGACCUAGUCGGAGACGACUUCGUCGGAUACAACGACCCUGUCCCAGACGAGAACCCGCUCACGACUUGUCUUGAUGGAGGUCACGGAACUCACGUUGCCGGAAUCAUUGCCGCAAGGGACCCAGAUGGCGUUGGCUUUGGCAUUGUCGGAGUCGCGCCUGAUGCCAGCUUGUAUGCUUACCGCGUCCUCGGUUGCACUGGUGGUGUGACGGACGACAUCCUCAUGCAGGGUUUCGAAAAGGCAGCAAGCGACGGUGUUGAUCUCAUCAGCAUGUCCAUCGGCGAGACGGCUGUCUGGGAGUCUGGCUCUCCUUACAUCCCUAUCCUUGCCAAGAUUCAAUCGCAGGGUAUCGGUAUUGUGAUUGCAGCUGGCAACGAAGGAGACCAGGGUAUUUACCUUUCCUCAGCCCCCGCGCAGGACCCCGCCGUCAUCUCUGUGGGCUCCGUCAGUGACGUCGUCUUCACUACUGUCUACAACGCUGCUGGCUCGGAUGGAUCUGUCAUUGAGUACGCGCGCGUUGUUCCUAUCAACGAUCCGGCUUCCUUCAACGUGUUCUACGCGGAUGAUGAAAACCAGAACUGCGUUGAUCAGGCAUGGACAGACGCUGUCGCGGCCUUCCCUGACAAGGAGCAUGUCAUCGUCUUGGUCGGCUCAGGUAGCAGCUGUCUUCUUGACUGGGACGUCCGCAGCAAUUCGACGGGUUUCAAGAACAUCUGGGAGUGGAUGCCUGAUAACAGCGACAUGGAGAUCGACUCUCCAGGGGCCAACGGAGAUGUUGAUAUCGUGAGACUGAAGAAGUCUUACUCGGACAAGAUCUUGGCUGGUAUUGCCGAGCAGGGCAGGAACUUCACGUUGACCUUCAAGGACCAGGCAGUCCACCAGAUUGAGCAGCCUACUGGAAACACCACAUCUUGGUUCUCAACCUUCGGACCGACCAUGGAAAUGUCUCUGAAGCCCCAAGUCUCAGCACCUGGUGGUACCAUUCUCAGCACUUGGGUCACCUCCAACGGCUGGGGAUACGCAAUCAUCUCUGGAACCUCCAUGGCCACCCCUCACAUUGCUGGAUGCUAUGCACUGCUGAAGCAGAAGUUCCCCAACCUCAGCCCCAAGGAGAUCGGAAGACGUCUUCAGUCAUCCGCUACUCCUCUUGAGCAGUACGAGGGGAACGGAAUUCUUACCACGGCAGCGCAGCAAGGUUCUGGCCUGGUCAACAUCCUGAAGGCGGUCUCUUCCGAAACAGUGUUUUCUGCAACUGAGUUCAACCUUGGUGACACAGCUACCCCGGCUAAGCAGAACUUCACAAUCGAGAACCAGUCCGCAGAGUCGAAGACGUACGCCAUUGGACACAAGGGCGCCGCUGAAGUUGAUGCUCUCCCUAACGUCAAGACCCUUGAUGUGAACGACAUGUUCUACUGGAGUCUCAACUUCAACGCCAUCUACGCCGAACUUGCCUUCUCCACAGACUCAAUCACCGUCCCGGCCGGUGGCAAGGUGACCGUGGAGUUCACUGUCACGCCUCCCAACAUCGACCCAAGCCUGGUGCCUGUUUACAGCGGCUUCAUCACCGUGACCGAGGGCGUCAAUGAGUUCGUCCUUCCGUAUCUCGGCAUUCCGUACACCCGCGGUGACCUCUCCAACAUCUACACGGGCGACGUCAAGAAUCUUGUCCUUGACCCGAAGCCUCCCGCCGGCGUCCCCACACUGCCUUUCGUCACCGCAGGCGAUACCGGCGUCCGCAACAACGACAGAAUGGUCUACAACUUUCCUGCAAAGGAUGUUCCUGAGGGCCAGACUCGUCCUCUGGACAACAACCCCGUCAUCACGCUUUUCAUUGACCAGCCUUCGGCGUAUGUUCGCUUGGAUGCGGUACCCGUCGAUCUCGCUUCCAACCCUGCCUACGGCUUCACACCCUUAUCUCUUGGCUACGUCCCCGGGGCCACUUCCAACUCAACUGGUUUCUCCAACUCCACUACAACCCGCCCUCCCUUGGAUCUUGACUCCCUCGAUGACUUUGCCGGAGUCAAGAGCUACGGUCUCAUUGGUUCCAUGUACGGCGGCGACAAGCCCAAGUACACCACCUCUAUUUUGUACCGUGGCUACAGCGUCUACGCCACAGAAUGGAGUUGGGCGGAGGUUGAGUUGGCUAACGGAACAUUGUAUCAACUCCCCAACGCCGAUUACCGUGUUCUUGUCCGCGCAUUGAGAUGGGGAGGAGACAUCAACAACUCCAGCAGCUAUGACAGCUGGCUGAGCCCCGUCAUCAACGUUAACAUCACGGAUCCCGGAUAUCCCAACCCCUGGAAUUCAAUCUAA
Molecule: messenger RNA, 2946 nt
Organism: Colletotrichum karsti
Lineage: Eukaryota; Fungi; Ascomycota; Sordariomycetes; Glomerellales; Glomerellaceae
Exons: 3
Coding region: 1-2946 (981 amino acids)
Biological process (GO): proteolysis
Cellular component (GO): cytosol; membrane; cell wall
Molecular function (GO): serine-type endopeptidase activity; tripeptidyl-peptidase activity
Source: RefSeq, a predicted model, not a curated record